Emiliania huxleyi CCMP1516 is the source of this 2592-nucleotide messenger RNA. RefSeq lists its product as hypothetical. The record is from RefSeq and is a predicted model, not a curated record. Gene Ontology annotation, biological process: regulation of DNA-templated transcription. The transcript has 5 exons. Lineage: Eukaryota; Haptophyta; Isochrysidales; Noelaerhabdaceae. Gene Ontology annotation, molecular function: DNA-binding transcription factor activity; DNA binding. The coding region runs from base 1 to 2592 and encodes 863 amino acids.
AUGAGCAAACGGCAGUCUCGCCGCGCGUCAGGCCGAUCGCCCGAGCUGCUGCAGCCUCUCCAUCCCAUUUUGGGCUCCGGCCCUGCAUGGAGCCCGCCACCCGCACCCGACACCAUCGGCACGAUUGUCUCCCGGCCGAUGGCGAUGCCCUCCUACGAGGUGAGCCAGCCUGUGGCAGUGCCGUUCCCCGUCCUACCCGCCAACGCCGCUCUCGUCGGCGCGGAGGCCGUCCGGGCGUGGGCUCGGGGAGUCGCACACAAGCCGGGCGAGGCGCAGCCGUCGCCGCCGCCCUCGCUGCUCCUCGAGCACCGUCAAGAGGAGGGCAGCGAGCGGACCGGCGGCUCGCUCGUCGCGGAUGGCGACCAGCGGCUCGGGGCGCAGUCCGCUGGCCCGGUCCGCACGGGCGCAUGCCCCGGCGGCGUCUGCGGCAAGCGCCGGCGCGCGGGCCCGCGCAAGGGCGGAGGCGGCGCACGGCAGGCCGAGGAGGAGGAGGAGGGGGGAGAGGGGGAGGAGGCGGCGAGUGAGGAGGAGCGGCUCGCCGAGCUCAACGAGCGCGUGCGCGACGCGCUCCGCGAGCGGGGCCUCAACCUGCAGCAGCUCGCAUGCCACAUCGGCUUCAGCUCGACCGCGACGCUCUGCGACGUCCUCAACGAUACCGGCCCGUGGUGCCGCGACCCCUCCUCCACCAUCGCCACCGAAGCGGAGGAGGAUGCAGCCCGCGCCUGUGCUCUCGCAGCGCCCGCGCCGCCCGCGCCUGCACUCGAGGCAGAGGGCUGCACCAAGAAGCGGCGCGGCGCGGCGGCGGAGGCGGUGGCGGCGGAGGAGGAGGAGGAGGAGGGGGGGGAGGUUCUGGCGGCCGGGCAGGCACCGGCGGCCGAGGAGCCGCUGUCGGACGAUGCGGGGGAGGUGCCAAGAGCGGUGGCGGCGGAGGCGCAGGCGGAGGAGGAGGCAGAGGCGGCGGCGGAGGAGGCGCAGGCGCAGGCGGCGGAGGCGCAGGCGGAGGCGGCGGAGGCGCAGGCGCAGGCGGCGGAGGCGCAGGCGGAGGAGGAGGCAGAGGCGGCGGCGGAGGAGGAGGAGAUGGCCGAGGAGGCGGCCACGGCCGGCCCAGGGGGUGUGGUGGCAGAGGCGGAGGGGUUGAGGCUGCACCUCUGUGGCACCGGAGUGCGCCACAGCGGCACGGGCUACAAGGGCGUGACGCAGGCCGCCUACGGCCGCUUCCGCGCGCAGCGCUACGAGGGGAAGCGGUGCAUCUACAUCGGGCUGUACGGCACGGCGGUGGAGGCGGCGGUGGCGUUCGCGCGCGUGGUCGUGCGGCUGGGCGUGUACGAUACCGUGCUCGAGGCGGCGGAGGCGUACGCGCGGUACGUCAACGAGAACGGCGUCGAAGAGGAGGCGCCGCCGCCGCCGCCUCCGACGGAGGAGGAGGUGCUCGCGGCGGCGGCGGCGGAAGGGCUGCAGCUCCACCGCAAGGAUGGGAACAUGACGGGCUACAAGGGCGUCUCGCCCCUCGACGGCGCGUUCGAGGCAUACUUCAACGUGCGCGGCCGCAAGAUCCGCCUGGGCAGGUUUCCCACCGCCGCGGCGGCGGCGGUGGCCUACGCGCGGCACGUGGCCGACCCUCAGACGGCCGGCGAGCACGCGGCGACGGUGGUCGCCCGGUGUGAGCAGCGCCAGGAGCGGCGCGAGGCCUGUAAGAUCGCUCACCGACACAGCCGCCGCGCUGUGCCGGAGUGCCCCGGCACGCCCCCGCCAGAGGAGGAGGCGGCGGAGGAGGCAGCGGCGUCCGGGGCGGCGCAGGGGCGUGCGGAGGCAGCGGCGGGGGCAGCAGCGGCAGCAGCGGCAGCGGCGUCGGCGGCGGCGGCGGCAGCGGCCUUCCGUCGCAGCUCUCGCGUGCCCAGUUGCAUGCCGACUGGAGAGACGUACGUCGGCGGUGGCUUGGGCGGGAAGAGCGGCCACACGCGCGACACCGCCGCGCCACCCGCCAAGCCGACCGCCAAGGCACCACCCGCCAAGGCGCCCGCAAGACCGCCCGCCAUGGCUCCCGCUAUGCCACCCGCCGCCGCCGCACCCGCCGCACGCACCGCGCCAGCCGCAGCACGCGCCGCCGCACGCGCCGCGCCCGCCGCCGCCGGCACCGACCCGGCUCGCGGCGCGGCGCUGCGCUCCGUGGCGAAUCCGAAGCGCAGCGGCGGGAAGUGGGCUCCGUGCCCCGGGCUGUGCGGUGGCCGCACCGCCGGGGGCGUGUGGUGCGACGCUUGCAAGGAGGAGGGCGACGCGGUGCUCUCCGCCGCCGGCCGGGGCAGCGGUGUCACCAUGCCGAGCAGCGGUGUCCGCCCGCUCGUGGCGGCGGCGGCAGAGGCGGCGGCGGCAGAGGCGGCGGCGGCAGAGGCGGCGGUGGCAGAGGCGGCGGCGGCAGAGGCGGCGGCGGCGGCAGAGGAAACAGAGGCAGCAGAGGCGGCAGAGGCAGCAGCGGACAACGAAACCGGCGCCCGCCGCGAGGCCGGCGCCGAGGCCGCGCCGAAGCGCUCGAUCGGGGCUGCCGGAGGGGCGGCGGAGGCGCAAGGCAAGGCCGUCCACGGAAGGUUCCGCUAA